AUGUCUUCCUUCGACUUUCAAACCUUCCUCCACUCGCCCUCCAGCUCGUCCGUCCCAGCCGGUAGUCCCGAACCCAUCUCGGCGGAUCAACAGGAAAAACUCGACGAGCUGAUCAAGAAAUUCGGGGACGAGGGGUAUGUGCUGGAAGGCGAGAAGUUGACGGGGUGGGAAAUGUCGUUCUUGUCCCGAGAAGGUCUCCUCCGUUUCCUCCGCGCAGACAAAUACGACCUCCAACUCUGUAUCGACCGGAUCGAAAAGUGUCUCGUCUGGAGGCGGAAAGAGGGGAUGGACGACCUGGAGGGUUUGGCCAAGCGGGUCGAGGGUGAGCAAAGGACCAAAGGAGGUCAAUUCGUAUUCGGGUACGACAAGUCCUCCCGACCCGUCAUCUUCAUGCAUCCGAGCAGACGGGAAGAACCGCCUAGCGAGUUGGGUUUGGUACAUCUGUUUUAUUUGUUCGAACGGGCGAUCGAUUUGAUGCCCAAGCACGUCGAGAAGACGGCCUUCCUCAUCGAUCUCGGUGGCAAGAGGAAACAUUCAACACCCAUCGGGCUAGCUAAGGAGUGGGUGUCGGUGCUUCAGUCCUGUUACCCCGAACGACUCGGCCUCGGGAUCAUCGCCAACGCCCCCUGGGCACUAAGCAUGUUCCUCUCCCUCGUCCUCCGCUUCUGCGACCCAGCCACCCGGGCCAAGAUCGUCGUCGCCGGCUCGUCCGACCAAGGCAAAAACCUCAUCGCGGACACGGUCGCCGAAGACCAGUUACAGGCCGAGUAUGGCGGCAAGCAUUCGAUCCCCUGGGACGUCGAGGUGCACGAGAGGUAUUGGCCGGCCUUGAUCGAGGUUUGUAGGAAGAGACGGGCGUUCAGGUUGAAGAGGUGGGAAGAGUUGGGAGGGACGGUCGGGAUCAGCGAGGAGGAGUGGAAGGGGAGGGACGAGUAG
Messenger RNA from Filobasidium floriforme, 936 nucleotides. RefSeq names its product CRAL-TRIO domain-containing protein. Lineage: Eukaryota; Fungi; Basidiomycota; Tremellomycetes; Filobasidiales; Filobasidiaceae. The record is from RefSeq and is a predicted model, not a curated record. The transcript is spliced from 6 exons. Gene Ontology annotation, molecular function: phosphatidylinositol transfer activity. Bases 1 to 936 code for a protein of 311 amino acids.